UUCACUUCUAACAACGGGAGCCUUAACAUUUGUCUUUUAAAAACAGCCAUUAAAAAAUACACAAAGUGAAGAGCAGUGAAGGAAAAGCAGGAAGCAGAAGUAUUAAAGAGCUAAAUUGAUUAAAGUUGUAUUCUCAACAUGAGAUUGCUUUAAUUGGUCUUAAUUCUCAAGAACUGUGAUUUGCUUCCAGUCCAGGAGCAACAUUGCAAAUGAGGAAGAAUGAAGGUUUCUGCCGCUUCCCCAAGAUGUGGACCUCUGUGCGCCUUCUCCUGUUGUCAACCCUACUCACCGGAAAGACGGUUGCUGAACGCUGCCCACAAAUCUGCCUCUGCGACGGCAUCAAGCAUCAAGUCAUGUGCUUGAACAAGAACCUCACCAAGGUGCCCAUUAACAUCCCUCAGGUCACUCAAAGACUUGACCUCCGGGGUAAUGAAAUCAAAGUCAUCUCUGCAGGAACUUUCUUGCCUAUUCCAUACCUCACCCACCUGAAACUUCAGAGAUGCAAGGUGGAAAGCAUUGAGGAAGGGGCUUUCAGGGGAUUAGGACGGCUUGUCUACCUCAAUUUAGCUUCCAACAAUAUAGCAUUCAUCUACCAAGAGUCUCUAGAUGGCCUCUCCUCCCUCCGGCAGCUUAUCCUGGAAAAUAAUAGCAUUGAGGAAAUAAAGCCAGGGGCUUUUAGUCAGCUGGGCUUCCUCACCUUUCUUAACCUGGCCAGAAACUCCUUGGUUUACCUACCAGAUAUGGUCUUCCAGGGACUUCAGUUGAUCAAGUGGAUUAAUUUGUCCCACAACUCACUCAAUGUGCUUGCCAACGAGGCCUUUGGUGGAUUAUCGACCCUUAGGAGGCUAAGCCUAGAUCACAAUGAACUUCAGUUCCUUCCUAACGAGGCCCUCUCUAGAUUGUCUGGCACAGCCCAGCUAGACCUCGGACAUAACCCAAUCACUUAUAUUGGUGAGGAGGCCAUUGAGAUGGCAUCCCUGAAACAGCUCUUCUUGGACAACAUGGCCCUUCAGGAAGUCUCACACAGAGCUUUUGUCAAGAGCCCCCUGCUGCACACUCUUGACCUGCAUAACAACCAGCUGUCCGUGUUGCAGCCACAGACGGAGAUGGCCCACCUCAAAAAAAUUGACCUAACAGGGAACCCUGUCCUUUGCACUUGUGAAAUGCGCCCCUUCAAAGAAUGGGCUGCGAAAGCAAGAAUACACGCCGAUGUGGUAUGUGCUGGUCCUGCUGCCGUCAGGGGAGAGCACCUGGAAUCCCUGAGGGCAACAGAUAUGAAGUGCAGAAGUCACGCAUUGGGUGAGGAGCUGCUGCCUAGCCUGGCCACGGUCACCAGGGAACCAGAGAAGGAUGCUGUAAGAUGCCCACAAGGAUGUACUUGUUCACCAGAUUCCCAGCAUGCAAACUGUGUCAGCAGAAACCUCCAGAGUAUUCCCAAAGGCUUUCCAAGCAACACCCAACUUCUGGACUUGCGCUAUAAUGAGUUCCACUCGGUACCGCAAGACUCCUUCCCUGGCUUGAGAAACCUGACAUCACUCCAUCUGCAGAACUGCAAGAUUGCAAGGCUGCAGCCUGGUGCUUUCCAGGACUUGAAAAACCUCGUCUACCUUUACCUGUCUAACAACAACAUAGAUUCUGUAGAUGCUGAUGUUUUCAAAGGGCCUGCCCAGCUUGCAUAUCUCUACCUGGACCACAAUGGAUUCAACCAAAUAUCCAAAAGCUCCUUCACUCUCUUGCCGAACCUCUUUGCCCUCCACUUGCAACACAACUCCAUCGGUCAGCUGACCGAUAAUGAUCUGGCUGGGCUGGAGAAGCUACGCUGGUUAUACUUAACAGGGAACCGCAUCACUCACAUGUCUCCCAAGGCUCUGGGACAUGCCAAGCUGCUGGAGAAGCUGCAUCUAGAUGAGAAUCUUUUGCAGGAAGUGCCCACCAAGUCUCUCAGAGGGCUGCCCACGCUUAGUGAACUGAAGUUGUCCAAGAAUCCCAUAAAGUACAUUGGGGAUGGUGCCUUCCUGCCAGUGGCAAGAUCUCUACAGCACCUGUAUUUGGAUGAUAUGGGGCUAGAACAGAUUUCCUCUGGUGCCUUCACUGGCUUGGGCCCACAGAUAAGAAGUCUGUAUCUUGAGAAAAACAAAGUGCGCAGUUUGCCGAACUUACACAGCUUUACAGCUCUGGAGGUCAUCAGCCUGAGUGAUGUUCCUUUCUCUUGUGACUGCCAACUUCUCCCGCUACGCAAGUGGCUUGACAAGCUGAAUCUUAGAGUAGGAGCCACCUGUGGCUCCCCAGCAGAGGUACGUGGCCAGAAGGUGAAGCUCGUCACUAUCUUCCAAAGCUGCCCAGGCUGGAAUACCAAGAAGACAAAACGAACCAGUUCAACUAAAGCCAAAGCCAAGGCUGGAAGGAGCUCCAGUAAGAAGAGGCAGCAGCAAGCUGGGAAUAUACGAGUCAAGAAAAGCAGGAAAAGCAGAAGCAGGAAAAGCAAGUUGCUGAAAAUGCGCUUCUCCACUAAUAGGGGGAGAAAGGCUUGAGGGGGGGGGCACAUUUUUAUGGCCUGUAAAUCCCUCCAUACUACAAAAGGUGCAUUUUCAAAGGAAUACUUGAUAAUUAUACCAAAAGUCAAUCUUAGAUGUUAAAGAGGCAGGCAAGUGGAGCGGUAUGCUGUAGCUGUCUGCCUGUACAAUCAUGCACUGAGCAUGGUUGAAAUCUCCAAGAUGCUUGUACUCUAUAGGCAAAUGUGCACACUUAAAUAUUCUAUAGUUUAUUCUGCUAGUCUGGAAGUAGUGGCAGGUACCAAGUACUCCUCUUGUCACCAUGAUUUAGCCAGACAUGUCCUGCACACUUUCCAGUCUGUAUUUAACAAGGGUUUAAAAAGUAUUAAGAGCUUGCCAUACAUACAUAGGUAAUGUAAAGCAUUCUCAAGGUUGCUGGAUUUUUUGCCCACAGCUGAACUGUGUGCUGUUUCUGCAUCAUGGCUAAAUUGUAAAAGAACCCACAGUCUCAAGCAGGAGCAUUUAGUUGAAGUCGAAACAGCACUUUCUGUUAGAUGAGAUAGUUAGAAAGUUGACUUUGUGAAGUAUAUUUAGUUAUUAUUAAAGUUAAUGCUCUUGUGAUGCUUUUUCUAAGCAUUGGAAUAUUUGGGCUAAGCUACAAUUUGGCUAAGUCUUUGUCUUCUGCUACUCAUUGUAUUCAGUUUGCCAAAUUUAUGCAUUGAUGUUCUACUAUGCCAAUAGCCUUUGGCACUAUAUACAGAAUUUUGCAAUUCAGAGUUGAGGAAUUUGUUGUGAAUUCUAGCAUAGCUUACCACAGAAGAGCAAUAAUUGGGUAGUGCUAGGAGCUCACCAUCUGUAAGCAACCAAUGCUCUUCCCAAGGUUAAACUGCCUCUUAUCUCUGGUGUGUUCUGGAGUUAUCUCUGGAGGUGGCAAACAUUCUACAAGAGACAAAAUACGGGGGAUUUGACGCAAUAGCAAAAGAAUGUGCAUUGAAAGAACCAUGGGAUAAGAUGGUUCCAAAGAACCAAGAUGUCCCCAAACAAAAAUGAAAUCAAGCGUUUCACAGCAGGAAACAAAAGCAGCCGUGGGGGCAAGUUGCAGCACAGCAGAUUUACAGCCUUUUUCAAAAGCAAGUUCCUUUGCUUGCAAAAUGACUUCUUUCUAAGUGUCCAUGCUAAAGUUAGCAGCUGAAAGCCGCGUAUCAGGAAGCACCUUUUCACUGUAAGAAGCGUCAGACAAUGGAACAAGUUGCCCAGGGAAGUAGUGAGAUUUCCUCCUAGGAGCUUUUCAAAACACUGGGAUGAUGGAAAAACAUGCAUAAGUAAUGGGCAUAAUUUAAAUCCCAGGAAGCUGCCAUUGCAGGGGGCUGGGCCAGUAUUUAUUCCAACCAUUAUUUCACAAGGUAACAGCUUAGCAGAAUGAAAAGCGUCAUUAUUAAUAUUUUCUCAAAUGGCAACCCUCUUCUGGAGAUAUACCACGGCCCAUCUGCUCUCGUGGUGAGAAUUUUAAGACUGGUUCAUAGUGGCAAUGUGGCU
Messenger RNA from Podarcis raffonei (Aeolian wall lizard), 4028 nucleotides. RefSeq names its product chondroadherin like (gene CHADL). The record is from RefSeq and is a predicted model, not a curated record. Bases 210 to 2531 code for a protein of 773 amino acids. Gene Ontology annotation, molecular function: protein binding. NCBI's taxonomy places the organism in Eukaryota, Metazoa, Chordata, Lepidosauria, Squamata, Lacertidae. Gene Ontology annotation, cellular component: extracellular matrix. The transcript is spliced from 5 exons.